UAGGUGUAAAAGUUGUUGUAGUUGUAAAAUCGUUGUAUAUUUUUUUAAUAUAGUGUUGAACACGUGAUCUACUCGGUCUGCAUAUAAAGUGCAAUAUUGCCUAAUUAGGAAAUAUAAUUACAAACGCGUCCAGCAUUCAUCAAAAUUGAAAAAUUAUCAAUCAACUCCUUGCAACAUCCCAUUGAUUAGAUUCAUUCAAUUAUAACUGUUUUCUUGUUUUUUAUUUUAUUUUGAGUUAGAUCGUUACUAUCAAGUCAAUUCCAUUCAUUUACAUCAAGUCAAGUCAAUACUAAUUCAAUAUGUCGACUACUACGGCUACGGUGUUACCUUCUAUCCAAUUAAAAGUCAAUUAUAAUGAAAUUAAAGAUAUUGUAAAGGACUUCUUACAAUCAUUCAAAGAUUCCACCAUCGAUAUUGAUGAUUUAGAUCUUGAUGAUGAAACUCCAUUACAUGGUGCCAAAUAUAUGAAUAUACUUCAAAAAGUAGCUAAUCGUGAUGAAACUUCUGUUUUAAUUGAAUUUGAUGAUUUAAAAAGUUAUCUUUCUAAUUAUGAACCAAGUGGUAAUUCAAGUUCUCAAUAUUCAACUACUUCUCAUACUUUAUUAUCAACGAUUUUGAAUAAUACUUAUAGAUAUAAUGAAUUGUUCUCCAAGAUUAUCGAUGAUAUCAUGCCUGAACCAACUAAAGAUAUAAGUUAUAAAGAUGAUGUAUUAGAUGUUAUUUUACAUCAAAGAAAAUUAAGAAAUUUAAGAUUACAACAAGAAUCAAAUGAUGAAUUCAAUCAUUUAAGAGAAGGAUUAUCCAAUCCUGAUGAUAAUACGUUUGGUAAUUCAAGUCAAGUUCCUCAAGAUCCUUCAAAUGGAUUCCCAGCUAAAUUAACUCGUCGUUAUAAUCUUUAUUUCAAACCUUUAUCCUAUGACAAUGGAAAUACUAAACCAGCUUUAUCAGUAAGACUAAUCAAAGGUGCUCAUGUGGGUCAUUAUAUCACUGUAAGAGGGAUCGUCACUAGAGUUUCUGAUGUUAAACCAAAUAUUUUAGUCAAUGCUUAUACUUGUGAUAAAUGUGGUUAUGAAAUUUUUCAAGAGGUAAAUUCAAAGACUUUUACUCCAUUGUCUGAAUGUGAUUCUGCUGCUUGUAAAACUAAUAACAACAAGGGACAAUUAUUCAUGUCCACCAGGGCUUCGAAAUUCUCGAGUUUUCAGGAAGUUAAGAUUCAAGAACUCCUGAAUCAAGUCCCUGUUGGUAAUAUUCCUCGUACUUUAACCAUUCAUGUUAAUGGAGAUUUAGUUCGUGCUUUAAAACCAGGUGAUACUGCUGAUAUUUCAGGUAUUUUCAUGCCUUCUCCAUAUACCGGAUUCAGAGCUUUAAAAGCAGGGUUAUUGACUGAAACUUAUUUAGAAGCUCAAUACAUUCAUCAAUUUAAAAAACAAUAUGAUCCAAAACAUAUCUCCAAUGAAUUCCAACGUGAAAUUGAUCAAUUAUGUGAUCAAGGUGAUGUUUAUAAUAAAUUAGCUAAAUCUAUUGCCCCUGAAAUUUAUGGUCAUUUAGAUAUUAAAAAAAUCUUAUUAUUAUUACUUUGUGGAGGGGUCACCAAAGAAAUUGGUGAUGGUUUGAAAAUUAGAGGUGAUAUAAAUGUUUGUCUUAUGGGGGAUCCAGGGGUGGCUAAAUCUCAAUUAUUAAAAGCCAUUAGUAAAAUCGCUCCAAGAUGUGUUUAUACUACUGGUAGAGGUUCAUCUGGUGUUGGUUUGACUGCAGCUGUCAUGAGAGAUCCAAUCACUGAUGAAAUGGUUUUAGAAGGUGGUGCUUUGGUUCUUGCUGAUAAUGGUAUUUGUUGUAUUGAUGAAUUCGAUAAAAUGGAUGAAAGUGAUAGAACUGCCAUUCAUGAAGUUAUGGAACAACAAACCAUUUCUAUUUCUAAAGCUGGUAUAACUACUACUUUAAAUGCUAGAACAUCAAUCUUAGCUGCUGCUAAUCCUUUAUAUGGUAGAUAUAAUACCAGAUUAUCUCCUCAUGAAAAUAUUAAUUUACCUGCUGCUUUAUUAUCAAGAUUUGAUAUCAUGUUCCUUAUUUUGGAUCAACCAUCUCGUGAUAAUGAUGAAAGAUUAGCUAACCAUGUGGCUUAUGUCCAUAUGCAUAAUAAACAACCAGAUAUGGAUUUCGAACCAUUGAAUUCCGCCACUAUAAGAGAAUAUAUUUCAAGAGCUAGAAGUUUUAGACCAACUGUUCCAAAGGAAGUAGGUGAUUAUGUGGUUCAAUCUUAUAUUAAUAUGAGAAAAGAAUCUCAUAGAAAUGAAGAUUCUAUUAAGAAAUUCAGUCAUAUUACUCCAAGAACUUUAUUAGGUAUAUUACGUAUGGCUCAAGCUUCUGCUAGAUUAAGAUUUGAUGAUGUGGUAACAAUGGAUGAUGUUGAUGAAGCACUUCGUUUAAUUCAAGUAUCAAAAUCUUCCUUAUAUAAUGAAGAAGAAAGAAUUCGUGAAGAUGAAUCUGCCACUACAAAGAUUUAUCAAUUAAUUAAAUCAAUUGCUGAAAAUAAUGGUAGAGGUUUCCAAAGAUCAUUACAAUUAUCAGAACUUAAGGAUAGAGUCAUCGGGAAGGGGUUCAGUAUUGAUCAAUACGCCGAUUGUUUGCAAGAGUACCAAAACAUUGGUAUAUGGCAAACUAUUGAUAAUGAUCUGACCUUGCUUUUCCUUAUGGCUGAUGAUGAAGAUAAUUUUGAUGAUAGUGAUGAAAAUAUGGAAUAGAUUAUAUGAUCUACAUCAUUCUUCUCCUCUAUUUGUAAUUGUAUAUUAACUUUGUAAAAUUUGUAAUAUUUAAUAAAUUUUUAUCUAACU
Molecule: messenger RNA, 2831 nt
Organism: Scheffersomyces coipomensis
Lineage: Eukaryota; Fungi; Ascomycota; Pichiomycetes; Serinales; Debaryomycetaceae
Gene: CDC47
Product: DNA replication licensing factor MCM7
Exons: 1
Coding region: 300-2741 (813 amino acids)
Biological process (GO): DNA replication initiation; DNA strand elongation involved in DNA replication; double-strand break repair via break-induced replication
Cellular component (GO): nucleus; MCM complex
Molecular function (GO): ATP binding; single-stranded DNA binding; ATP hydrolysis activity
Source: RefSeq, a predicted model, not a curated record